Messenger RNA from Peronospora matthiolae, 1917 nucleotides. The record is from the annotation of a GenBank genome assembly. NCBI's taxonomy places the organism in Eukaryota, Oomycota, Peronosporomycetes, Peronosporales, Peronosporaceae.
AUGAGAGCGGUGGCCAUCAUCCUCAGUAUCUCCACCACCACCACUUUAGUCUUCAGUUCCCAAACACCUCUUGUCCAGGCCGAUCCAAUCGAGGCCAAGCCUGGGACCGACCUCUUCAAUCAAUUCCGACCGGUUUACCACUUCCAAGCUCGAGAAAAGUGGAUGAACGACCCAUGUGCCCCUUACUAUGAUGAAGCCACGGGAUUGUAUCACCUGUUCUACCAGUUGAAUCCGAACUCGACAACAGCGAAAAAUAUCGCGUGGGGUCACGCCGUGUCGAAAGACCAAGUGACGUGGAAGGACUACCCGGACGCCCUUCGUCCAUUCGAAGACAAGUGGGAUCGCCUCGGUGUGUAUUCCGGCUUUGCCAUGAACAAUGCAAUUGACGGCAAGCAAACGGUCUUCUACACGGGUGUCACUGCACUCCCCAUUGCGUGGAGGAAGGAGUAUCUCUUCGGAGAGCACGUCGUGUACGCUACGACGGACGAUGGCGGCAAGACGUGGCAAAAGGGUCGAAAACCUCUCAUUGAACGGCCACCACCAGGUCUCGACGUGACUGGCUGGCGGGACCCGAUGCCGUUCCAUUCCAAGUCCCUAGAUCGACAUUUUGGCUACACCUCUGGUAAGAACGGCAGUAGCAAUAGCAGUAGCAGCAGCAGUAACUACCUGAUUGUUGCUGGUGGUCUUCGGGACGUCGGCCCACGCGUUUUUCUGUACCAUGCUGAGGACUAUGUGAACUGGGAGUACAAGGGCUACCUGCUUGCCCAAGAGAAGAACACGACCUUCUCUCCGUACAGUGCAGGCUGGGGCUACAACUUUGAGACCACGAUCUACCGUGAAAUGGUGGACGACGACGGCGAGCUCCACAACGUGAUGCUGUUUGCUGCAGAAGGAGAAACGAAUCGGUACGCGAUGUGGGCCACGGGAUCGUUCGCCUCCAGUCGUGGCUACGGGUUUGACUUCGAGACGGAUGUUUCCGAAGCGGGGCUGUUCACUCCUCUGAUGGUCGGGGUGUCCGAUAACAGCGACUGGUAUGCCAACAGCAUUUACACGGACAAGGAGGGCAAGAACGUCCUCAUCGGUUGGAUCACCGAGGACAACAACUUUGCGACGGGACAACCGCAAGGCUGGGACGGUAUUCUAUCACUGCCACGAGAAGUGGGGAUCGCGAUUGUGCGGGACAUCUACGACCGGGACCGCCACCUCGUGGGCAAGGGCGACUGGAUCGUGUCCGACUCGAAGGACGUGCCGUGCUUUAUUGGGUCGCCGAAGCAGAGCAAGACCAUCAAGACUCUUGGCGUGAAGCCUCUGAGAGACCUAAAGCGGCUGCGAAAUGUGAAGGCAGUGGAGCAAGUGGCAAGUGUAUCCACGAACGGGUCGACGCAAGUGCUGACGUCAACUGGAGCGUCGUUCGAGCUCAUGGCAGAAGUUGCGGAGUUUACGCGUGGCAGCAAAGUUGGCUUUGAAGUCCGUCGGAGCUCCAGCGGAGACGAAGUGACGACGAUUGUGUACGACGACGCGAAGAAGAAGGUGGUGAUUGACCGCUCCAAGAGUUCGAGUGCUGACUGCGCGGUGUUUGCGGACAACCACGUGAAGCCCGUGUCGGACCCGGUGUGGGGCCACUUUUACCUCUACGACCUCUUCACGGGCACUGCCAAGAACGACAUGUGUGAGGUCGCGCGCGAGAAACUGAGUUUCCACGUCUUUGUGGAUGUGUCGAGCGUCGAAGUGUUUCUCAACGGCCGCUUUGCACUAUCUGCCCGAAUUUACCCGUGUGCCAGCGAGACCAGGCCCAGCCAGACCGAGUCAGACGGUAUUGCUUUGAUAGCUUCGAGAGAUGCAACUUUCGAGAAUGUGCAGGUGUGGACGGAUCCGAAACAUGCGUGGGCGGACACGCGCGUGGUGCCGGUAGUUUAG